Ciona intestinalis (vase tunicate) is the source of this 533-nucleotide messenger RNA. Lineage: Eukaryota; Metazoa; Chordata; Ascidiacea; Phlebobranchia; Cionidae. The record is from RefSeq and is a predicted model, not a curated record.
AUUUUUUUACACUGAAGAUGAUGCUUAAAUUUUUUUUACCAGAUUUUUCAGCUGAUUAAUUGCUUAAACACUUCAUUAUGCGUUGUAUUGCGAUCCUUCUGCUGGUGGCGCUGUUUGUUAUGUACGUGGAAGCUACAGUACAAGCCAAAAACAACAACAACCAUUGGGGGCAUGGGAAUGAGAGAGGUCAUGGCGAUGGACAUGGGGGUCAUGGCCAUUGGGGUGGCAAAGGUUACUGGGGUCACGGAGGUCAUGGAAAAUGGGGUCAUGGAGGUCAUGGACAUAACAACUGGCAUCAUUGAAUUGAGAAGAUGGAAAAUGUGUGAGAUUUUAAAAAAGCACAAUUUUAAACAUCAGAAUAAUUGUUAUUUUACAAUAUCGUAAUAUUUGUUAAAAAAUAUUUUUCAAUGUGAAUAUUUAAAAUACCGCAACAAUCUUCCUACCUUAGCUGGGACUUGAACCUGCAAUCUCCUAGAUUUGAAUCUGUUGAUGGAAUAUUAUUUAAAUAUACAGAAUAAAAUAUGAAGUAAUAA